GGUUCCGAAGCUGCUCGUUACCGUUGCACCGUACCUAGAGUUUAAAAUUGGCCCCAAUUCAACACAGACACAAUCACAAACGCAUCAUUCUCUGCGUUUAUCUCUCUUUCUCUGAUAUCCAAAAAAAUUCCAAAAAUGGUAUCAAAGGUGAAGAGAGGACCAGUGAAGUCCAUCAAGGACCUUCGUAACAACAACAACCGUCGUUGGCGCCGGAAAACUCCCAUAAAAAAUGUGGUGGCGGCAUCCUCCGCUGCCCUGGCUUCCAUCCGCCGCCGUAUCACAAAACUCUUCUCAAAGAUCGCGCGCAUCAGCACCACCCACAAGAAAAAAGCAACCUCUUACAAGAUCCUCAAAAAGACAACAACAACAACAGAAGAACACGAAGAACAACUCGAUGCCAUUCGCCGCACCCUGGUUUUCGACGACGCCACCGCCACACCACUCCUCCCUCCCUCCCUCUCCGUCCGAAAAACCGUGUUCCUUGACCUUGACGAAACGCUAGUCCACUCCCACCCCUCGCCGCCACCGGAGAACUUUGAUUUCGUUGUCCGGCCGGUCAUCGACGGCCAGCCCAUGGACUUCUAUGUCGUCAAGCGCCCCGGCGUCGACGAGUUCCUUGAGACCCUCGCCUCUAAGUACGAGAUUGUCGUUUUCACGGCGGCGCUAAGGGAGUACGCGUCCAUGGUGCUGGACCGGCUUGACCAGAACCGGUACAUCUCGCACCGGCUCUACCGCGAUUCAUGCCGCCACAUAGACGGGAAGCUGGUGAAGGACCUUAAAGAAACUGGUCGCGAUCUCAAACGGGUGGUUAUAGUGGAUGAUAACCCGAGUUCCUUUUCGAACCAACCCGAGAAUGCGAUUCUGAUUCGGCCCUUCGUGGAUGAUAUUUUCGACCGGGAACUUUGGAAAUUGAGAAGCUUUUUUGAUGGGUGUGAUUGCUGUGAUGACAUGAGAGAUGCUGUUAAGCGCUAUCAGCAACGUUAGAUUUCUUGGAAUAUUAUUUGCAUUUUGUUAUUUUAUUUAUUCCCUUCCCUGUGUGAGUUGAACUGAGUGGUUUGUUCAAUGUAUGGUGAGAAGGGAGGGGAAAUGCUGUGUAUUACUAAUUCUUAAGUUAACUUUAAUUGAUGCGUUGGUUAUUGGUUCUU
Messenger RNA from Vigna unguiculata (cowpea), 1145 nucleotides. RefSeq lists its product as uncharacterized. Gene Ontology annotation, molecular function: phosphatase activity. NCBI's taxonomy places the organism in Eukaryota, Viridiplantae, Streptophyta, Magnoliopsida, Fabales, Fabaceae. The record is from RefSeq and is a predicted model, not a curated record.